Messenger RNA from Labrus bergylta (ballan wrasse), 2012 nucleotides. RefSeq names its product leukotriene B4 receptor 1. Gene Ontology annotation, biological process: inflammatory response; positive regulation of cytosolic calcium ion concentration; complement receptor mediated signaling pathway. Gene Ontology annotation, molecular function: complement component C5a receptor activity; leukotriene receptor activity. NCBI's taxonomy places the organism in Eukaryota, Metazoa, Chordata, Actinopteri, Labriformes, Labridae. Gene Ontology annotation, cellular component: plasma membrane. The record is from RefSeq and is a predicted model, not a curated record.
UCUGACAGCUCAAUCAAUGGAAAGCAAGUGACAGAGAGCAGUUGUGGGGGAGACUCAGGGAGAAAGAGAAGGGUAGGAAAAGGGGAGAGUGUGACAUUCUUAACACAUUUUGGACUUCUUUUUCCAGCUCCUGGCGUCUUCUUUCAUCCGUCUGCAUCUGUCUGGAUUUACAGGUCACAAUAAUGGCCCAGUCCUUAAACAGCACCAGCCCUCCCUCUGCAGGCAAUGAGACCCUUGUGGAUAACCAGACUGCCACCGCUGUAGGCGCACUCAUCCUGAGCAUUGUUUUUCUUUUGGGCUUUCCCGGAAACCUCUUCAUUAUCUGGAGCAUCCUUGCACGAGCCCGGAAACAGUCCAUCACCACCCUCCUCAUACUCAACCUCGCCAUUGCAGAUGGCUCCCUGAUGGCUCUAACCCCAUUCUUCAUUGUCUACCUGGUGCUGAAGAACUGGGUGUUUGGGAAUGUGAUGUGUAAGGUCCUCUUCUACCUGUGUCUGGUCAACAUGUACGCCUCCAUCCAACUCAUUAUAUUGAUGAGCUUAUACCGAUUGCUUGCAAUUCUGUGGCCACAGCGCGUCAGCUCUUUCAGCAACAGGAAGCUUGUAUUACGGGUGCUAGUGGUGGUGUGGGUGGUGGUGAUGGUCGCCUCAAUUCCUGCAAUGAUCUACAGGAAAGUGAAGAACAAGGAGGGGACGGACACUUCGGUUUGCGAUUCAUUCCACGAUCACGACAGCUAUGCGGUUCUGCAGUACUCGCUGGAGCUCGUGCUGGGGUUUUUCAUUCCUUACCCUGUCAUCGUGGUCAGCUAUAUCUGCAUCUUACGGCGGAUCCGAAAGACCAAGUUUGGGCGACGCAUUCGCAGUGAGAAGCUCAUCCUGGCCAUCGUGUUGACCUUUUGCCUCCUUUGGUUGCCAUACCACAUUAUCAACAUGGUGCAAGUUGCAUGGGCUUUGUGUCCAGAGGGUCACUUAAAACAAAUAUUGAAUAAAAUAUGGCACAGGAGCCGUGCUGUCACCUCUGCCAUAGCCUUCAUCAGCAGCUGUGCCAACCCAGUGCUCUACUUCUUUGCAGGAAAGUCCUACAUCCGGCGAGAAGGGCUGGCGUUCAUGGCCCGCUUGUUUGAGGGCACAGCUCUGGACUCUGCCACCAGAAAGAGCCGACAGAACAGCCAGAAUUGCAGUCGCGACAAAGACAAAGACGCAGGCUCUGUUAUGCUAAAUGACAAAGAAGCAGACUCUGUUAACAACUCGAGCUCUAAUGUCAAACCAGUGAAGAACGGUAAGUAGGGCUGCGGCGGAGCAGAACUGAGUCUGGUGUUGAUUCCCUGGAGGAGACAAAUGAACCACUUAAGCCUUCAAACUGCUUUUUAGAGUAACAAACUUGAGGGUUGAUCCUACACAGCUGAUUCUUUACUCGGCAUCUGCAACUUAAUCUUGUCACCCAAUGCAACCUAAAGUGACAGAUUUCUGUCUAAGCUUAUACCAGAACAAGAUAUGAGCCUUGUUCCACUCUGAACCACAUGAGGAAAAACUUUGGAGUUUUAUCCAGGACGAUAAUUCUCCUCAUCCCUUUCAUCCAUCAAGGCGAGAUGAUGCUAUGGGCUGACUGUACAUUUGUAUGAUAUUGCUGUUUUGUACUUUUUUUUUAAAAUGAUUUUUCAUUCAUUCAGUCAUUUUGUUAUCAAUUGUUUUUUUUUUUCUCUAAAAUACAUUAUGGUGACAUCAAAACAUCAAAAUGAACAAGAACAGUAAAUAUCGCUUUACCUCAGAGACAAGCAUUCAGUUCACUGAGGCUCUUGAGUUUGUGUAUUACAGGAUCCACACUUUAAAUGUUGUGCUUGUCUACUAUUAUUUGUUGUAUACAUUAUUCUUCUGCCACUGUGGGGUAGAAUUACAAGCCGUUAAAACAGCUUUCAUUUUCAAACAAGUUUGCUCUGUUUUUUCUCCUUAGGCCUCUGUUUUGGUCUCAACCACCUACUGAAAUAUAUGGCUAUUCUCUAUUGCCAACUCAUA